AUGAUACGCUAUCUAUUAUCUGUCUAUUUUGAUUUUGCAGUUGUCAUUAUUGAUAGUCGAGGAUCGAGUGAUCGUGGUUUGGAGUUUGAAGCCCAUAUUCGUCACCGUUUAGGUAUAGUUGAACUAAAGGAUCAACUAGAAGGGUUACAUUUCUUGCAUAACACUCAAUUUGUCAUUGACUUGAAUCGAUUAGCUGUGACUGGAUGGUCUUAUGGUGGCUAUUUGAGUUUGAUGGCAAUAGCACAAUACUCGGAUAUUUUUAAAAUGGCUAUUGCAGGUGCUCCAGUGACGGAUUGGGAGCUCUACGAUGCAGCGUACACGGAACGUUAUAUGGGGUUUCCAGAAGAGAAUAAAUUUGCUUAUGAAAAGAGUAAUAUUAUGAAUUAUGUUGAAAAAUUUCCCAACAGUGAACAUAGAUUGCUGAUUGUCCACGGACUAAUUGAUGAAAACGUUCAUUUUAAAAAUACAAAGGUUUUGGUAGAAGCAUUAGUGAAGCUUCAAAAGCCACAUUAUUUGCAAGUGUAUCCGUCAGAAAAGCAUGGGCUUCGACAUGCAAAUGUUAAUGAGCAUUUUGAGACUUUAAUGUUCUAUUGGCUCAAGAAUUACCUAUAG
Messenger RNA from Cokeromyces recurvatus, 612 nucleotides. RefSeq names its product Alpha/Beta hydrolase protein. Gene Ontology annotation, biological process: proteolysis. NCBI's taxonomy places the organism in Eukaryota, Fungi, Mucoromycota, Mucoromycetes, Mucorales, Mucoraceae. The transcript is spliced from 3 exons. Bases 1 to 612 code for a protein of 203 amino acids. The record is from RefSeq and is a predicted model, not a curated record. Gene Ontology annotation, molecular function: dipeptidyl-peptidase activity; serine-type peptidase activity.